This is a messenger RNA of Otolemur garnettii (small-eared galago), 2756 nucleotides long. It is a transcript of the gene USP11, whose product is annotated as ubiquitin specific peptidase 11. Gene Ontology annotation, molecular function: cysteine-type deubiquitinase activity. The coding region runs from base 410 to 2734 and encodes 774 amino acids. The transcript is spliced from 21 exons. The record is from RefSeq and is a predicted model, not a curated record. Gene Ontology annotation, biological process: protein deubiquitination. NCBI's taxonomy places the organism in Eukaryota, Metazoa, Chordata, Mammalia, Primates, Galagidae.
GUGGUCCGAGGCUGAGGGAGGCUGGAGGAGGGGAGUUGGUACUUAGGAGACAGAAAAUGGCGUCUGCGAACGAGCAAAGUUUGUGACGCGGCGAGGUUUUUGGCUCUGGAGGAGGCCUUCUUCUCGGGUCGGGAGAAAGUGCAGGUUCCUUGUGGACCAGCACUGGUAUAAACAGUGGGAAGUGUAUGUGCAGGGAGGGGACCAGGAUUCCAGCACCUUCCCUGGCUACAUCAACAAUGCUGAGCUCUUUGAAGAUCAGAUAAGCUGGCGCCUCAAGGAGGGACUGGAAGAAGGCAAGGAUUAUGUGCUGCUCCCAGCAAUUGCUUGGCAUUAUCUGGUCAGCUGGUAUGGCCUAGAACAUGGCCAGCCACCCAUUGAACGCAAGGUCAUAGAGCUGCCCAGCACCCUGAUGGUCGAAGUAUACCCAGUAGAACUGCUGCUUGUCCAGCACAGUGAUAUGGACACAGCUCACACUGCUCAAUUCAGCCACACAGAUUCACUUGACCUAGUAUUGCGCACAGCUCGGGAGCAGUUUCUGGUGGACCCUCAGGAAGAGACACGGCUUUGGAUCAAGAACUCGGAAGGAUCUUUGGAUCGGUUGUGUGACACACACGUCACAGUGCUUGAGGCCGCCCUGGAGACUGGGCAGUUGGUCGUCAUGGAGACUCGAAACAAAGAUGGCACUUGGCCCAGCGCACAGCUGCAUGCCAUGAACAACAAUGUGUCAGAAGAGGACGAGGAUUUCAAGGGCCAGCCGGGCAUCUGUGGCCUCACCAAUCUGGGCAACACGUGCUUCAUGAACUCGGCUCUGCAGUGCCUCAGCAACGUGCCACAGCUCACUGAGUAUUUCCUCAACAAUCGCUACCUGGAGGAGCUGAACUUCCGUAACCCACUGGGCAUGAAGGGUGAGAUCGCAGAGGCCUAUGCGGACCUGGUGAAGCAGGCGUGGUCUGGGCACCACCGCUCCAUCGUGCCCCAUGUGUUUAAGACCAAGGUUGGCCAUUUUGCGUCCCAGUUUCUGGGCUAUCAGCAGCAUGACUCGCAGGAGCUGCUGUCAUUUCUCCUGGAUGGGCUGCAUGAGGACCUCAAUCGGGUCAAGAAGAAGGAGUAUGUGGAGCUGUGUGAUGCCGCAGGGCGGCCAGAUCAGGAGGUGGCUCAGGAGGCUUGGCAAAACCACAAACGGCGGAAUGAUUCUGUGAUCGUGGACACUUUCCAUGGUCUCUUCAAGUCCACGCUGGUGUGUCCUGAUUGUGGCAAUGUGUCUGUGACCUUCGACCCCUUCUGCUACCUCAGUGUCCCACUGCCUGUCAGCCACAAGAGGGUCUUGGAGGUCUUCUUUAUUCCCAUGGAUCCCCGCCGCAAGCCAGAGCAGCACCGGCUUGUGGUCCCCAAGAAAGGCAAAAUUUCGGAUCUGUGUGUGGCUCUGUCCAAACACACGGGUAUCUCUCCAGAGAGGAUGAUGGUGGCUGAUGUCUUCAGUCACCGCUUCUAUAAGCUCUACCAGCUGGAGGAAUCUCUGAGCGGCAUCUUAGACCGCGAUGAUAUCUUCGUGUAUGAGGUAUCAGGACGAUUGGAGCCCCUCGAGGGCUCGAGAGAGGAUAUUGUGGUUCCUGUCUACCUGCGGGAGCGCACUCCUGCCCGUGACUACAACAAUUCCUACUAUGGCUUGAUGCUUUUUGGGCACCCGCUCCUGGUGUCCGUGCCUCGGGACCGGUUCACCUGGGAGGGCCUGUAUAACAUCUUAAUGUACCGGCUCUCACGCUACGUGACCAAACCUAGCUCAGAUGAUGAGGACGAUGUGGAUGAGAAAGCAGAUGAUGAUGAGGAGGAUAAAGACAACAUCCCUGGACCUUCAACUGGGGGCAGCCUCCGAGACCCUGAGCCAGAACAGCCUGGGCCCAGCUCUGGGGUCACAAGGAGGUGCCCAUUCCUCUUGGACAACUGCCUUGGCACAUCUCAGUGGCCUCCAAGGCGACGACGCAAACAACUGUUCACCCUGCAGACAGUGAACUCUAAUGGGACCAGCGACCGCACGACCUCCCCUGAAGAAGUCCAAACUCAGCCAUACAUUGCCAUCGACUGGGAGCCAGAGAUGAAGAAGCGUUACUAUGAUGAGGCAGAGGCUGAGGGCUACGUGAAGCAUGAAUGCGUUGGGUACGUGCUAAAGAAAGCUCCAGUACAGCUGCAGGAGUGCAUUGAGCUCUUCACCACUGUGGAGACCCUGGAGAAGGAAAACCCCUGGUACUGCCCCUCCUGCAAGCAGCACCAGUUGGCCACCAAGAAGCUGGACCUGUGGAUGCUGCCUGAGAUUCUUAUCAUCCACCUGAAACGCUUUUCCUACACCAAGUUUUCCCGAGAGAAGCUGGAUACCCUUGUGCAGUUUCCUAUCCGGGACCUGGACUUCUCUGAGUUUGUCCUCAAACCACAGAACGAGUCCGCUCCAGAGCUCUACAAAUACGAUCUCAUCGCAGUUUCCAACCACUAUGGGGGCAUGCGUGAUGGACACUACACAACAUUUGCCUGCAACAAGGACAGCGGCCAGUGGCACUACUUUGAUGACAACAGCGUUUCCCCUGUGAAUGAGAAUCAGAUUGAGUCCAAGGCAGCAUACGUGCUCUUCUACCAACGCCAGGAUGUGGCACGACGCCCGCAGUCCCAGUCUGGCUCAUCUAGCCCCCCAACCUCCCCUGCCUGCAGUUCCCCACCCAGCUCUGAGUUUAUGGAUGUUAACUAAGGGGCCCUGGGUCCUACCCCAG